GUAUAUAAGUUGUCGUCUGGGCUCUGUUGGUCACUCAGUACCCAGCAGCUGUCAAGAGAGAGUGAACCAGCAGUCACAACCUGUUAAGAUAUUUACCAAUUUUACUUCUUCUACAGUCAGUCAUGAUGAGGUACGGAUUCUUGUUGCUGUUGGCUCUGAGCCCAGCUGUCUUGGGCUACGGUGUGCCCAGAAAGCCAGUGGUUGAGCAAAAGCAUGAACCCGUGAUCUUCCCCACUGAACCUUUGACACAGGAGCCCAAGGGCUGCCCCACCAACAUCAUCGAGAAGCUGGUGAUCACAACUGAAGUGGUGCCUUCCUACGUCACCGUUACCAAGGAUAACUACGUAACCACCACCCUGCACAACACCGUGUACGAGACCCUCACCUCCACUGUGAUCAACGACAUCAUCGAGACCGUGUACAACACCGAGACCAUUACCAACUUCGAGACCAACUUUGUGACUGAGACAGAACACCUCACCGAUACCGUCAUCUCCACCCUGACCGAGCACAGCACAAUCGUCACCACUGUGGUCAGCGACAACUUCAUCACCGAGACCGCAUUCAAGACCGAGAUCACGACCAACUAUCAAACCGAGUACUUGACUGAAACACAGUACCAGACCGAGACCAUCUCCACCACCAUAGUUGACCUGCAGACUACCUCCCUCUACAUCACCAACGUCGAGAGUGUGACAAAUACCGUAACCGAGUCUGUACCUCACUACGUCACCACCACUUCCCAGGUGGAGAAGCUUGUUACCAUCACCAAGGAAUGCUACACCCCAUCCCCCAUCAAGUCAGGUUACGGGCGUUAAGUCCCUCAACAGACGGUGGUGCAGUGCAUUUGAUGUCCUCAGUAGAUGUUGAUGGGAGCUUCAGCCAUAACGGGGACUUUCAGCACUGACUACUACUACUACUACUACUACUACUACUACUUUAGAUGUUUAUGCGUGGACUUAUAACUUGUGCAAUACUCUGUGAUUUCCACUAUGGCAUUAUUUCCUUCGGGCAUAGUAUCUUAUGUUCUUAGUAUUUGUCUGUGAUGAAAAUGUUAUUAUUUGUUGUUGUAUAAUGAUAUUUAAUUCAAUUGAGUUUCUAAAAGACUGUGAUGAUGUUACUUACGUUUGAUUUACAAUGUCAAUAAAAUAAUUUGUUUA
This is a messenger RNA of Homarus americanus (American lobster), 1160 nucleotides long. Its product is annotated as flocculation protein FLO11-like. Bases 123 to 818 code for a protein of 231 amino acids. The transcript has 5 exons. The record is from RefSeq and is a predicted model, not a curated record. NCBI's taxonomy places the organism in Eukaryota, Metazoa, Arthropoda, Malacostraca, Decapoda, Nephropidae.